Molecule: messenger RNA, 699 nt
Organism: Camellia sinensis
Lineage: Eukaryota; Viridiplantae; Streptophyta; Magnoliopsida; Ericales; Theaceae
Source: RefSeq, a predicted model, not a curated record
AUGCAAGAUUUGCAAAAUGAUGAUCGAACAAUAGCUCUUACUAAGGAGUUUAAGAAGAUAAAACCACCGACAUUCCACGAGGGAGUGGAUCCAUUGAAGGUAGAGGCUUGGGUCCUUGGCAUAGAAAAGCUCUUUGAAGUAUUUCUAUGCCUCGAAGCACAUAGAGUACAGUUGGAAACAUUUACGCUUAAAGACAAAGUGAAGAGGUGGUGGAUAUUAAUCCAUGAGAAUAACAAAGAUAUUGAUUGGGCACAGUUUUUGGAGAUCUUCUACAACAAAUACUUUUCGCAAUGUACCCAUGAUAAAAAAGUGACUGAAUUUGAGGGGCUUAAACAAGACAAUCUGACUGUGGCAGAAUACGAGGCAAAGUUUACAAAAUUGGCCAGAUUCACACCGCAUAUGGUCGACACCGACUAUAAGAAGGCAAGAAAAUUUGAGGGCGGUCUCAGCAAUGAUAUUCAAGAAAGAGUGAAUAUAUUGAAACUGCCUACUUACGUUGAUGUGUUGAAUCGGGCUUUAAUGUCCGAAACUAAUAUGGCCAAGCAGAGAGAAUCGGUUGAUAGAGAAAUAAAGUUUACUAUCGAUGUUGCACCAAGCACCCAGCCUAUAUCAAAAACUCCUUACAGAAUGUCUACUAUUGAAAUGAAAGAAUUGAAAGAACAGUUACAAGACUUGCUUGAUAAAGGUUUAUUUAACUGA